AUGCCAUUCAGAUUUGGCGAUAUUGCCUCUAUGUUGGAGUUCGCUUUUGUGACGUAUUUUCAAGUUUCACGUUGUGACGUCCACCAUGGUAACAUCGGUAUGUCAUCACCCACCACAAAAGUGGUACGGGAAUGCUCAAUGCGUGGUGUGUGCGGACACCGUGGCGCUAUGCACCAAACGUGUCCCUACCACGGACCACCCUUACGAAUAGUCGAAAAACAUCGGCAAACGUUGGCGUCACUUUGCCCUCAUCUGUUUCAAGGAGGCAAUGAAGAAUUUUGCUGUGAUGAAAAGCAGGUGGUUCUGUUGGAUGCGCAAAUGACACUGCCACGACAGUUCCUGGCGCGAUGUCCAAGUUGCUUGACGAAUUUUGUACAGCUGUGGUGUGACUUCACCUGUUCACCAAACCAGGCGAAUUUUGUACGGGUCAUUUCGUCUACCAAUGAUUUAUAUCUCGUGGAAAACAAAACGCGUUACGUCACAGAAGUUGCGUAUUAUGUGAGAGACAGUUACGUAGAUGAGUUAUUUCAAUCAUGCAGAAAUGUUCGAGCAGUUGGAACGGACUAUGCGCUUAGUUUUAUGUGCGGCGUGAGUAUCACCGAGUGUGACAUGUCCCGGUGGUUCACCUUUCUGGGUACCUACAACGAUGACAUUGGCGUACCUUUCCAUAUUACUUUCAUUCCUACUUCCUCCUUCGCUGAAUCUACGCAGCACGAGCAAGUAAACAUUUCAAAUGCCAGAGCAGUUGACAUUAACCCACCCGCCACACGGGUGUUUCUCUGUUCGGAAGCAGCUCAUCCUAAUGGCUCUCCAUGUUCCUGUCAGGAUUGCCCUCAGUCUUGCGUUGCCGAAACACCUUUCCCCUUUAUCACACAGAAGACUGAAUUUAGUGAAAAUGCAGAAAACAUUCAGGAGAGUGGUCAGGCCUUUAUCAGUAAAACUAUGGAAGAAUGUCAGAUCGCGUCCUUUGAUUGUAUGCUAAUUUUAUCACUUUUUGGAUUUGGUGGGCUAUGCUUUGCAGUGCUUUUCUUUGCGAUAAUGCACUAUAGCUUGAAAAGAAAUCAAGAUGGCGACUUGAGUGAUUUUAAACCAGCUGCUGGAACCUUAGAUGACACUGACUUGGGUACAAUUGACACGUUGGGAUCUUGGAUCGAGUCACAGCUUGAACUGGUUUGCGCUCAUUAUGGACAGUUAUGUGUUAAGCAUCCAUUAGCGGUGUUUUUGUUUGGCACGCUUGUUGCGGUAGUUUGCUCAAGUGGUAUGCUUUUCGUUCGUUUCACCACCGAUCCCGUGGAACUCUGGUCAUCCUGGACUAGUAGAGCACGUGGCGAAAAAUACUUUUUCGAUAACGAAUUCGGACCAUUUUAUCGUAUGGAACAGUUGAUCGCAUACCCACGAGAUCAGUCAUUUUGGCCACAUGAAAAUCAGUCAGACUUAUUCGAACUUGGCUUCUAUGGCCCAGCACUGCGAAAAACAUUUCUACAAGAAGUAGCAGAGCUGCAGGAAGCGGUUACAAACUUGAUAGCGGUGACAGAGGACGGUACUCGGGUGACACUCACUGAUGUAUGCUACAAACCGAUGAUACCUGAUAAUCAUAAUUGUGCAAUCAUGACUGUCUUCAAUUAUUUUCAGAACAAUAUGACACUUCUGAAUCUGACGAGCAUAGAUGAAUGGAGUGGAUCGCAGUUCGACUAUCUGGACCACAUCGUGACUUGCGCCCAGAAUCCAUACCAGACGAUCACUCGACUUGGCAUCCCCUGCUUAUCUGCAUUUGGUGUACCCAUCCAGCCGUACGUUGUAUUGGGUGAAUUCAACAGCAGUAACCAGUGGGACAGUGCAAGGGGCAUAGUUAUCACUAUUCUACUCAACAAUCAUAUCACCGCUGUGGAAAAUAAGUAUGCUGCUGCAUGGGAAAAAGUAUUUGCUCUUUAUCUUCGGAAUAUUUCGCAUCAAAACUAUGCGAUAUCAUUUAUAGCUGAACGUUCCAUUCAGGAUGAAAUAGAUCGAGAAAGUCAAUCAGAUGUCUUCACUAUACUUAUUAGCUACAUCUUCAUGUUCGCCUAUGUUGCAUUCGCACUUGGACAGUAUCAGGUGACUGGGAACAAUUUGGCCACUUUACUUGUCCAUUCGAAGAUAAUGCUUGGUGUUGCGGGUGUUAUGAUUGUUGCCUUAUCAGUUACGUCGUCCAUUGGCUUGUACGCAUUCUAUGGCAUCCCUGCAACGACGAUUGUCCUGGAAGUGCAACCAUUUCUAGUGCUUGCUGUGGGCGUCGACAACAUCUUCAUUUUUGUACAGGCCUAUCAGCGAGCCGAGGAGCCUUUAACAGAGCCAUUACAUCUACGAAUUUCACAUAUAAGCGGUGAAGUGAUACCAUCAAUGCUUUUGUCCUCGCUAUCCGAAUGCUUGUGUUUUUUUGUUGGAGCGCUAUCCUCCAUGCCUGCUGUCAAGGUGUUUUCGCUAUAUGCAGCUUUGGCGAUAUUUUUUAACUUUUUCCUACAAAUAACCUGUUUCCUUGCGAUAUUUAUCCUUGAUGUGCGACGCGAAGAGAGUGGCAGGCCAGAAGUGUGUUGCUGUCGUCGGAUAACAACCGUAGAAAGCGUUAACAAUGAUGGCUAUAUGUUGUGUCUGUUCAGUAACUACUAUGCGCCAUUUUUGUUAUCAAAAUAUGUUCGAAUCAUUGUGAUAUUUUUAUUUGCUGGCUGGCUGAGUAGUUCGUUCGCAGUUAUGGGUAACAUCCCUCUUGGCUUUGACCAGAAAAUGGCAGUUCCUGAGGAUUCAUAUGUUUUCUCCUAUUUCAAAUCGAUAGAUCGAUUUCUCUCAGUCGGCCCACCAGUGUAUUUUAUCGUCAAAGGUGAUAUGGAAUUCAAUGAUCCCUACGAACAUAAUAAAAUUUGCUCCGGUGCCGGUUGUGCCACUGAUUCAUUGGGUGCUCAAAUCGCCCAUGCGGCACGAUGGUCAAAUAGAUCUUAUAUAGCUUAUCCAGCAAUGAAUUGGCUCGACGAUUACUUUGACUGGUUACAACCCUUCGGUGAUCCGCCAUGUUGCCGGAUGUACCCCAAUGGAACGUUUUGCUCUUCCACCGAGAAUUCAGAAAGCUGCAUUCCUUGUAACGUGGAAUUUCUCAAUGGUAGACCUCGCUCAGAUCUGUUUUACGACCAUCUCACGCAUUUCUUUUCUAAUAACCCCAGUAUCAAAUGUGCUAAAGGAGGUCAUGCAGCUUAUGGUUCGGCCGUUAAAUUGUCUAGGCGUGGCCGGAUCUUAUCGUCGCAUUUCAUGACUUACCAUACGGUUUUGAAAACUUCAUCAGACUUCAUAAAUGCCAUGACAAGUGCUCGCCGUAUUGCUGCCAAUAUCACAGCUAUGUUAAACAAAGACAGGGAUGGACGAUGUCCUAUAGAAGUAUUUCCGUACAGCAUAUUUUACGUUUUCUAUGAACAAUAUAUGACAAUAGUAAUGGAUGCGUGUAUCCAACUGAUACUAUCCUUAGUAGCCAUAUUUGCGGUUACAACAAUACUUCUCGGCCUUGAUCCGUGGUCAGCAUUCAUCAUUGAUCUUACAAUAAGUUGUGUUCUAUUCAACUUAAUUGGUCUAAUGUAUUGGUGGAGUAUUGAUUUCAACGCUGUUUCUGUUGUCAACCUUGUCAUGACGGUUGGAAUAUCGGUAGAAUUUUGUGCGCACAUUGUUCGAUCAUUCGCGUUAAGUGCUCAUCGUGAUCGCUUGAUGCGUGCCCGACAUUCUCUUGCAAGCAUGGGGUCAUCGGUUCUUUCCGGCAUAACACUUACAAAAUUUGGUGGAAUAUUAGUCCUCGCAUUUGCACAUUCCCAAAUUUUCAAAGUAUUUUACUUCCGUAUGUUCCUUGGCAUUGUACUAAUUGGAGCAGCGCACGGUCUCAUAUUUCUACCUGUUUUACUCAGUUAUAUCGGUAAAUCAUCUUUCUUUACUUCCUAUUUUCCGGUAGAACUAUCAGUUCGUAACGAUCAUAGAACUACUCAAGGACCUCCGAUGAACAAGCGCAAGCUGAUCAUGAAGACACGGUCGGAAAGUUGCUGCAUAAGUGAUUGCGGCGGUACAGUAGCGAAAACAUGCUUGACAAAACACUGCGAUCCUUCACCACUUGCGGACAAAGGAGUGGAUCUUAUCUUUCUGUGCUAUGGGGAAAGCAUUGCACGCGAAAUAUUCGAGAGGGUGAGUCGAUCGUCAUCAAUUGCCUGCAGGUUAUGUCCAUCAUUCGCGCAUCAGUGGGGUGAUUCGUCCAUGGAGUUGACCUUCAGGGACGGGAAUGUCGAGAGUCUGUUAUGGGUGACAGCACCGGGGGGUGACUUUUUAUGGCUCGAAUCGAUUGCAAAAAGUCGCUUUAUUUGCCCGAUCGGAGCACGAAUUCUGGAAGUUGAGAAUGACAAGUUCAGGGUGAUCGAUGAUUUUGGUCAGGAGCAAUGGCUACCAGUAGACAGUGCUUAUCGCAUGAUGCAUGCAACUUCAGUGCAGGGCGUCGAAGAUAUGAUCAGUUUAGGCGACCUGCACGAAGCUGCGCUGCUUCGAAACCUAUUCGUGCGCUACAAUAACAAGCUCAUUUACACGUACGUCGGUUCCGUGCUAAUAGCAGUAAAUCCAAAUACGUCUUUGCCCAUUUAUUCAAUGGAGCAAAUUCGGUUAUACCGCAAUCGACGAAUCGGUGAACUACCGCCCCAUAUCUUCGCAAUCGCCAAUUCUGCUUACUACAAUAUGAAAUCAAGUAAUCGAGACCAGUGCAUCUUUAUCAGCGGUGAGUCAGGUUCAGGUAAAACAGAAUCUGCAAAGUUGGUCAUCCAAUUUUUGGCAACUAUAUCUGGCCAACAUUCUUGGGUUGAGCAGCAAGUUUUGGAAGCAAGUCCAAUCAUGGAAGCAUUUGGUAAUGCAAAAACUGUGCGGAACAAUAACUCGUCACGUUUUGGACGCAAUAUCGAUCUGUACUUCACGAGUAACGGCGCAAUCGAAGGUGCCAGAAUUGAGCAUUAUUUGCUUGAGAAAUCACGAGUUGUCUCGCAAGCAUCGGAUGAACGGAAUUACCAUAUAUUUUAUUGUCUUCUCGCUGGCUUAACAGAAUCGGAGAAACAGGAACUAUACCUAAGUGACGUGAAGGACUUUUAUUACUUGAAUCAGGGUGGCACGGUAGCCGUGGAAGGCCGAAAUGAUGCAGCGGAUCUGGCCGAAAUCCGUUCUUCCAUGAAAGUCCUGAUGUUCAAAGAUUCCGAAAUCUGGUCCAUCUUUAAAAUUCUGGCCGCGAUACUACAUGCUGGCAACAUUAAAUAUAUGGCCACGGCAAUGGAUGGUAUGGAAAGAGUGGAAAUCAGAGAUACAAUUGAAAUCGAAAGAGUUGCUAAUCUUCUUUCAAUGGAGAAGCAGGCAUUGGUGAAGGUCUUGACAAGUCGCAGUUCACUGAUUGGAACAGAGCGGGUUCUAUCGUAUCUAAGUGCUGAACAAACGCUCGAUGUACGUGACAUCUUUGUCAAAGCAAUCUAUCACCGACUUUUCCUCCAUAUCCUUGAAAAGAUCAAUGAGACCAUGAAUGGUGCCUACGAUUUGGAACAGAUAAGUUGGGGGCCGAUCGAAGUUGCGAGUGAUAAGGAAAUUUUGGAUUUGGUUGCAUUGGGACCAACGAGUAUUAUGUCAAUUAUGGAUGAAGAAAGCGUUCUUCUAAAGGGUACUGAUCAAAGUAUGCUCAAAAAAUUGCACAUUCAUCAUGAGAGCAAAGAAGGACUUUAUUUUAGGCCUCAGUCUGAUUUGGACAAAUCAUUUGGCAUAGCUCAUUAUGCUGGGACUGUUUUUUAUCAUUCCAAAGGCUUUAUCGACAAAAACCGCGACAAGUUUUCCUCUGAUUUACUUGAGCUUCUACACGGGAGUGAAUUUCGACUUCUUAGACUGCUCUUUGAUGAUGUUUACGACUACGACGAUAUGUCGGUGAUGCGGAACAAACAUCCCACGGUUGCCAGCCAUUUCAGGAAAUCACUGGAGAAUUUGGUGGCAAGUUUGGAGCAGAAAGAACCCUUCUUCAUAAAUUGCAUCGUACCAAAUACGAUUAAACGACCAUUGUUCAUGGAGCGUGAAGUCGUUUACAAACAAAUGCAUUAUAUGAGUUUGCUGGAAAUGGUAAGGAUCCGAAAAUCAGGUUAUCCUGUCAGAUACCAGUACGAACAUUUUGUGGAACGUUACCGAUUACUUGUCGAUGGUAUUGGUGAGAUUUUCAUUCUUCCCAGUGCUAGUCAUCCAGGCCCACCACAUACAACAAAUUGUCGUGCGGCAUCACGACGAAUUUGUGAUAUUGUUUUGGGGCCACGAGCUGAUAUUAGGCUGGGGAAAACGAUGAUAUUCUUGAAGGAAGCCCAGCAUUUGCUACUACAACAGGAACAAGAGCGUAUGUUGAUAUUGCGUAUAACAACGAUUCAGAAGACCGUUCGUGGAUGGAUUCAUCGAACACAAUUCAAACAAAUGAAAGCUGCCGCUAUUAUCAUCGAAAAAUACUGGCGAGGUUAUAUGCAGCGUCAGCGAUAUCGUCAGUCUCAAACUGCUGAUAUGAUUACAAGUUACGGAGUGUAG
Acanthocheilonema viteae is the source of this 6573-nucleotide messenger RNA. The record is from the annotation of a GenBank genome assembly. Lineage: Eukaryota; Metazoa; Nematoda; Chromadorea; Rhabditida; Onchocercidae.